GCUGCCGCCGCCCGGGACGCCUGCCCGCCCGCCCCGUCUGGGACACCGGCUCCUGCGAGCGGUUGUUGAAAAGCUGGAUGUCAAAAUGACUGAGCGCUUUGACUGCCACCACUGCGAAGAGUCUCUCUUUGGCAAGAAGUACAUCCUGAGGGAGGAGAGCCCCUACUGCGUGGCAUGCUUUGAGGCUCUCUACGCCAGUACAUGUGAAGAAUGUGGCAAGCCCAUUGGCUGUGACUGCAAGGACUUGUCCUACAAGGACCGGCACUGGCAUGAGGCCUGUUUCCACUGCUCGCGGUGCAAGAGUUCACUGGUGGACAAGCCCUUCGCGGCCAAGGAGGACCAGCUGCUCUGCACAGACUGCUACUCCCACGAGUACUCGUCGAAGUGCCAGGAAUGCAAGAAGACCAUCAUGCCAGGUACCCGCAAAAUGGAGUAUAAGGGCAGCAGCUGGCACGAGACCUGCUUCAUGUGCCAUCGGUGCCAGCAGCCCAUUGGAACCAAGAGCUUCAUCCCUAAAGACAAUCAGAAUUUCUGUGUGCCCUGCUACGAGAAACAAUACGCUCUGCAAUGUGUUCAGUGCAACAAGCCCAUCACCACAGGGGGAGUCACUUACCGGGACCAGCCCUGGCACAAGGAGUGCUUCGUGUGCACGGCCUGCAAGAAACCGCUGUCUGGGCAGCGCUUCACGUCCCGGGAUGAGUUUGCCUACUGCCUGAGCUGCUUCUGCGACUUGUAUGCCAAGAAGUGUGCUGGGUGCACCCACCCCAUCAGCGGACUUGGUGGCACAAAGUACAUUUCCUUUGAGGAACGGCAGUGGCAUAACGAUUGCUUUAACUGCAAGAAGUGCUCGCUGUCCCUGGUGGGGCGCGGCUUCCUCACAGAGAGUGAUGACAUCCUUUGCCCCGACUGUGGAAAGGACAUCUGAAUUCAGCACCGUCUGGCCUCGCGAUGCUCACUCAUUCAUAUAUUUUCUUUUUCCACCAGGCAGUAGUAUAUCCUGGUUCCACCAGCCAUUUUGAGACUUUCCCCAUGUGCUUCUCAGUGAUAGUCACAUUUGUUUAAAUCCUUUCAUUUCUUUGUACAAACCAUUUCUUUGUAAUAAAUAGUUCUACCCCAAGGAAGAAGAAGACACUUAGAUAAAACCUAGGUGGGAAAAUUGUUUUGAAUUUUUGUAAUCAAGCAAGGCAAAUCCAAGUGUAAAAUCCUUUUGAAUGAUGUCUUUAUAAAUGUAUCUUUCUUUCACUGUGUAUUUAAUUUUUAAGUGCAAUGAAUGUCACAAACUUGAAAGUAUUCCUAACUACUUAAGGUAAUGAGCAAGUUAUAGCUGUAUAACUUUCUAUCAUGUAAGGUCUAAAGCAAGAUUAUGUGAUUUACAAUAAAGUUAUCCAGAAAAAAAAUCCUUUGCCAGGCACAGUGUGUAAAAUAAAUAAUGGUUAAACUUUGACGUCCUAAGUACAAACAACACUUUAUUGCAUGUCUGCCUCAUACCUGUGUGAAGAGCAAGUUCUGAUAGGUCAGGUCAGUUUCAAUGAAAUUGCUUCACACCUUUCAUUUAAAAGAAAUCUUUCAGUCAACACCACCACGUCUCCCUUUGUAUCUUCUCUUUGCUCCCCCUCCCAAGUUCUCUUUCUCUUGGAAUAUAGUGUUCUGCUCUUGAUGCCAUAACAUAAGCUCCAGGAAGUGAGUAGGAGAACAGGAGCUAAUUGAACAUGAAGAUGGUGUAGAGUCACUAUUCAUGGCUGAGCUCUGGCAUUCCCCACUGUCACAGACCCAUGUCUUACGAUGACCUGCCUUCUUUAACAUUAUGUGAAAGAUUGCAAAAAGAGAAGAGCACCUGAAGGACAGACAACAUACGUUCAUGUCUCAAUAUCCGAGCAAUGUAGGGCAUGUAGGAAACCUUCAGUGUUUCUGAAAAGAUAAGAAAACAGUCAAGAAAAAGAGAUGGAGAGAAUCACUGCUAUAAAAUAACACUCAGAGCUCCUAGCUUGGCAGUUGUCAGCAAAAUCAUUUUGGCACAGUAUGCAAUUGGAAAGCACAGCACCAGUUUAUAAGAUCUGACGUUGCACAUUUCUCAUUUUAGGACAACAAUAGUGACUUUUGGCCCUUAGUUUUCUAAAACCAUGCAACAUGAUCAAAUCACAGGCUGUGCAACAGAAAAAUCUGGUGGGAAUCAAGUCCUAUCUAUGCUGAGUAGAUGCAGUCAGAUUCUUAAUCUGAAUCAUAGUCAAUAUGAUAAAAUCUGACACAGGCCUUCUGGAUUUAUAGUUGGCUUGCGGCUGUGUUUAAAAAGUCUAAUUCCAAGGCACGCAGCAAGGGAGUGGGGAAGGAGCCAAAGUGGAAGGGAAGAGCACGGGGAAUAUGAUGAUGGUCACAGGUGAUACGGUGGUGGAGAACUACAGGGACUACACCUGAGGGGAGAAACCAGUUACUGUACAAAAAUGAACAAUGAUGUAAGAAACUAUAUUUAGAGAAAAAAAUAUGAAAAGCAAAAAAUAAAUAAAAAGAUUAAUUCUACCCCUUU
Messenger RNA from Talpa occidentalis (Iberian mole), 2521 nucleotides. It is a transcript of the gene FHL2, whose product is annotated as four and a half LIM domains 2. Bases 86 to 925 code for a protein of 279 amino acids. Gene Ontology annotation, biological process: negative regulation of transcription by RNA polymerase II; negative regulation of calcineurin-NFAT signaling cascade. The record is from RefSeq and is a predicted model, not a curated record. Gene Ontology annotation, cellular component: Z disc; nucleus. Gene Ontology annotation, molecular function: transcription factor binding; transcription coregulator activity. The transcript is spliced from 6 exons. Lineage: Eukaryota; Metazoa; Chordata; Mammalia; Eulipotyphla; Talpidae.